Messenger RNA from Guillardia theta CCMP2712, 1407 nucleotides. RefSeq lists its product as hypothetical. The record is from RefSeq and is a predicted model, not a curated record. NCBI's taxonomy places the organism in Eukaryota, Cryptophyceae, Pyrenomonadales, Geminigeraceae. The transcript is spliced from 2 exons. Bases 1 to 1407 code for a protein of 468 amino acids.
AUGCGCGUCUUCCCUCGCCAUGUGCAUGCUCGCGCUGCGCUGACCGAUCAGCAGCGUGAUAUCCUCACCUUGCACAGCCGCAGGACACACUCGCUCAAGUCGCAGGAUAGGGUCUUGCAGUCUACCAUCUUCGCUCAUUUUCCUGAGCGAGACCUGAGCCACUCUCCGAUGCGAGUCUCGAGCUACUACCCCCUCAAGGCCUUCCCGCACCGCUAUGCUCAGAUGCUCGACUGCUAUCUCCAUGGCAUGCCGAUCUGCCAGUGUCCGACGGAAUGUGAUGGAUGUCAGCGCGAGCUCGAUCCCUCCGUUGCUGCACAUCAUCUCCAGACCUGCAAACGCCGAUCCUCCAAGCUUCCAACGGCGCAUGACAACCUUACUCGUACGAUUCGGUCGAUGCUGAACGAAGCUGGUCUUCAGAGCGUCAUCGAUACAGUGGGGGAUCCUCGUUCUCGACGGCAGGUACCCUCCCAUCCUCAUGGCCGCAAGAUGAAGGGCGAUAUCCACAUCCCUGGAAUCCGCGAUCGAGGGUCCGAGCAGUACGAGGGCUUGAUGGCGGACGUGACGUUGGUCCACCCUUACAUUGCGUCUGAGAAGAUUCGCAAACAUCGCGCUGCAUAUGCUAUGACUACUCCUCCUCGAGCGUUCAUCCCUCUUGCCAUCUCGACGGACGGUACCCUGCAUCCUGACACCCUCCGCUUCAUCUGGUAUCUUGCGGACAUCAUUGCUCAGCGCUCGAUGCCUCUUGAGGAUGCGGCGUUUGGUCGGCACUUCGUGCCUGAUGACGGACCUGCUGCUGAGGUCUUGGCUCGCAAACGCGCCGCCACCUAUCAGCGCCUCACCAUGCAGCUGACGCUGGAAGCGCUCUUGUCUGGUGCGCAAGCACUCCUCGAGCCAGAGGACAGCUCCUCCUCGGACUUUGUCGAGUCGCCCGAGGAGUCUUCGCCGGAGGUCUCCGACUCCGAUGGGGGACACCCUUCGAGUGGCCCCGACGAUGGGCGCGGAGCUGGCGACUCGGAGGCGUCUCCGUCCCUCACUGUGACGUCGGGUGCCUCCGGAGAGCUCGACACCACUGGGGUGCUUGCUGCUGGUCCGAGCUCGCCUGCUUCCUCCCCGGCAUCGGUCGGGUCACGCCGGUCCUUGGGCAUUGCCGCGGCGUCGCCGCCGUCACGGGCGGCUACCGCUGACUCGGCUACCGCUGACUCGGAGGCUAGCGAGGAGGACUGCCUCGAGCGGUACCGUGUUCAUGUGUCCAGCCUCCCUCCGUCCGCUGCCCCAGGCGGACCCCCGGGCAACGCCGGCUCCUUGUCGGCGGCUGCCCUUUCUCCGUCCGCGGCCGCCCGCUUUGUGGCGGCAGCGGACGUCUCGACUGACAGUGGUCAGUCGGCUGCCUCCGGGUAUCGCGUGUAA